CUGACGUGCCAAAACCUUUUUUUUGUUGGUUGUGUCAAAGCUCUGAGUUUUAAUCGUUUUGGUCGUUUUAAUCAUCCUGGAAGACAUAAAAAUACCUGUACAAUGGCUGCUAAAUUAAGCCAGAAGGAAUAUUUGAAGAAAUAUUUGUCAUCCGCUAAAAGCACUGACAAAAAGAAGAAAAAGAAGAAGAGCAAAACGAUUGCCGGACAAAGUGUUAAAAUAAUCGACGACGACAUUGACCUCUCGAAGCUGCAUCAAAUUGCUGACGAGGAUUUGGAAGUGUUUGUGAUCGGUGAAGAUGCUCCGACAAUUGUCGGUGUGCUGGAUGAUCGCCCUCCGGAAUUGAUAGCGAAAGAAGAUUACAAAAACAACAGCAAGUGGAAAGUGAUUGCGGAUGAUGAUGGUUUCAGUAGUUCAUUGAAUGUUCAACAUACCGAUCGCGAGGGUAAUGUUAGCAGGAGCACCGGAAAAGAUUCGACCAGCAGAAAGUCAAAAACGUUUGACGACAAUGACGAUCUAAGUCCGCCAAGGGUGAAGCGCAAAAGAGAUGACGAUCGCAAUCAUCAGUCGGUGAAGAGCACCGAUAAGCCUCGAACAUCACGUUUUACAGAUGCGUCACCUCCUCGUAGACGAAGGAAAAGUGGUAGUGCCGACAAUUCUCCACCUAGAAGAAUGUCGCCUUCUCGUAGACGAAGGAAAAGUAACAGUGCCGAUCAUUCUCCUCCCAGAAGAAUUAAGGAAGAACCACAUUCACCCAGCCGUGCAAAAGUGUCGCAUAGAAAUCGUCGACAUUCCGAUUCCGAUCAGUCGCCUCCUCGAACAAAGAACUAUCCAGUUAUGUCACCCACACGAAGAAAAGUGAAAGAGGAGCCUGACUCAGAUGAGUCACCGCCACGGCGACGCAAUAGAUUAGAACGAUCUGACUCCGACCAGUCACCACCGCGAAAAAACAAAAUCAAGCAAGAACGAGACGCUUCCCCUUUACGUAGGCGUUCUCGGUCACCGAGACGGAGACGAUCCCGAUCACCAGCAUACAGACGAGACCGUUCAGAUCGAUACGACAGGCACAGUAGUAAUUACCAAUCUGCAUCGAAUCGAGAGCGACGACAGUCGAAAUCUCCUGCCUACCGCAGACGGUCUCCAGACCGAGAUACGAGUCCAAAAUCUCGCAGAGAUCGAAAUUCCCCCAUUGUACCGGCAAAGAUGGCGAAAACGUUGGAUGGAAAAGCAGCUGGACUCCAGGACGCUAAGAGCUUACGGAUGGAAAAUGACAUUUUCAAAAGGCGAGAAGAGGAAAUGUUCAACAAAAUGUCGGCCGAUGUGUUGGGAAGAAAUGCUGAGGCUGUGGUCAGAGAUCGAAGAACUGGUCGCAUCCGAGACUUAGGUGAAGAAGCAGCCAAAGAACAUGAAAAACUGGUGAAGGAACAAGAGCGCAAAAGUCUGUACGACAAAUGGGGAAAGGGAUUGAAGCAGAUGGAAGAAUACAAUUCACGUUUACAGGAAGAUCUGCAUGAAACCAGCAAACCCCUGGCUCGGUACUCAGACGAUAAAGAUUUGGAAGAUUUGCUAAAGCAGCAGGAACGAGACGGCGAUCCAAUGCUGGCUUAUAUUCGGAACAAAAAGGACAGUGCACCUGACAAAACACCCGCUAAGCCAAUCUAUCAGGGCGCCUAUCCGGAAAAUCGAUUCGGCAUACGACCUGGAUAUCGCUGGGACGGUGUUGAUCGAUCGAACGGCUACGAAAAGAAAUGGUUUGAUGUGCAAAGUAAGAGAAAAGCUGGCGAAGAGGAAGCGUACAAAUACAGUACAGAAGACAUGUAAUUCGGGGGCCUGUGUUGGACAAUAAAAGAUUUUUUUAUUCAAA
Molecule: messenger RNA, 1864 nt
Organism: Bradysia coprophila
Lineage: Eukaryota; Metazoa; Arthropoda; Insecta; Diptera; Sciaridae
Biological process (GO): mRNA splicing, via spliceosome
Cellular component (GO): U2-type spliceosomal complex; RES complex
Molecular function (GO): RNA binding
Source: RefSeq, a predicted model, not a curated record